GCACGCGCGCGUCUGCGGAGCGGAGACGUUUGUUGUGUGCGUGCGUAUUUUGCGAAAAUGGCGGCUAAUAUUGUGAAAUGUACGAAAUGUAAUAUAGUUAUUAAUGAACUAUUAGCAUUUAUCCAGAACAAAGCUGACGUGAUGGAUGAAGACUCGCUUAUUCGGAUUUGCAGUGACAGUUUUUCGGAUGGUGAAAUAGUGACGGCUAAGAAGCUGCUUUUUGAUAUAAUACCGGAGUCGACUAGAAAAAUCCGAAGGAAGAAAGAUAAAAGCCGCCGUGAUAUUGAUGAUAUCAUAGGCCUUCUCAAGCUAACGGACCCUGAGAGUGUACCAAUCUUCGUCGCUCGCGACCUGGCAAAAUUACCGCCUAUUUUGUUUGACCACAUAGAUGUAACUAGACUGCUAAAAGACAUACUUGUGUUGCAAAGUGAUGUGAAAAACAUAAAAAGCAAUUUUGCUACUUCUGCAGAGGUGAUCGAGUUAAAGAAUGAGAUGGAAAACCUGAAGCAAGCCUCCCUUGUAUGUAACAAAUAUAACUUUGUAAACAAUAAGCGAGGAGCCUUUAUCGAUAAUCUUGAUUGUUACGACAGUGGACCCAUGGCUCUAUACACACCAGACCCAAAAAGUUCUGAAAUAUCAAAUUUGGCGAUAAAUAAUGAGUGCGAGGGUAGACAACAACAAAAAUCGGUCUCAACGGCAAGUUGUGUUAAAAGUUCGGAAGGUAUGUGCUCGGGCGCGGUCGCCCCACUUGUUCAAAUGGAUGUCGAAACUACUCAUACGCGUGAGCGAGAAACUGUAUCGAAGUUACCUGUCGCUAUCUCAGUCUCUCCGACUAUCGCAGCGCCACCGACACGGAAGGUGGUGCCCCCGUGCAACUUGACGGCUGCUGUCAAUGUCACAGUCAAUGACAGAAUGUUUCACCCACCAGUUGCUAAUUUGGAUGUAAACAGUAAUAAAUCGGCUAGUAGUCAAGCGUCUAUGUCGAAUAUUAUGAGGCAACGUAAAACAGGUCAUAAUAAUGUGGAGGAAUGGCAAACUGUUUCAAAAAAGAAGCGGAAAAGAGUGAGUGGGAACAUGGGAAAAGCAGACGUAAGCCCGGACAGUACUUUCAAGGCAGCAGAUGUUAAGAUUCCUAUCUAUAUUUCCAAUGUUAGUAAGGAUACUCAAGAGAGUGAUAUUGUAACAUAUAUUAAAAGCAAAACAAAUGAAGAGGUCGCAUUGUAUAAAAUUAAUAGACAGUCUGAGAAAAGCUAUAACUCCUUCAAAUUGUAUAUAUCCAAAAAUAAGUUAGAUGUAUUUCUGGAUAAAGGCUUAUGGCCAAGCGGAAUUUCCUUCAGACGUUUUGUGAAGAAUAACUUGCCAAUAGAUAAAAGCAGUAUAAAGCAUAACUUAGAAUCAAAUGAUAAUGGACCACAACAACCUACAAACCUGUAAAUUAAUAAGCUUUAAUUGCAAAUCAGUAAAACGGUCAUUUGAAGCUGUGCAAUCAUUAUGUGAGAUAUGCGACAUUAUAGUCCUGCAGGAGACAUGGCUGUAUGACUAUGACAUCCCUUUACUGAGCAGUAUCCAUGAGAAUUUUGAGUAUACAGGAAAAUCAUCUAUGGAUUUGUCAACUGGCCCACUAAGAGGUCGACCCUACGGUGGUUUAGCUAUCCUGUGGAGGAGCGGAGUGUUUGAUUCAGUUUCAGUGAUAGAAUGUAAUAGCGACCGUCUCUCGGCAAUCAAGGUAACGCUGGCAGACCGGCAAAUUCUAGUUAUUAAUGUGUACAUGCCGACAGAUGAGAUUCCAAACUUAAUUGAGUUUACUCAAUGUCUUAGUGAAAUGAGUGCAAUUGUUGAGUCUUGUGAUGUGGAAAGUGUCUAUAUGCUGGGAGACUUUAAUGCCCACCCCGGUGAGUCUUUUUACUCAGAACUUUUAAACUUUUGUGCUAUGGAACAGUGGACUUGUGCAGACAUAGAAAGGCUUAAUUCAGUCCCCAAUACUUUUACAUUUAUAAGUGAUGUGACUGGUUCUAAGCGCUGGCUUGACCAUUGUGUGGUUACAGAACAGGCUCGUGAUACAAUAGCUGAUAUAAGUAUUAUGUAUGAUGUUUUAUGGUCUGAUCAUUUCCCAAUGAUUAUAGAAUGUAAUUUUAGUGUCAUUAAACCUAAGUUUGUAACCCCUUAUUCAUUACAUAAUAAAGCUAUCUGGGGUGAAAGAAAUAUUGAGCAAAUUAGAGAGUACUAUCACCUAUGUAACGAUUCACUCAAGGAUGUUGACUAUCCCCAUGAACUUGGCCUUUGUAAUAACAGAAAUUGUAAUAUUUUUGAGCAUAGAGUUGUACUAGAUGUCAUGUAUGAAAGUAUUGUCAAAAUUUUAACUAAGGCUGCUGAAGAGACUCAUGUGGAUUGUCAACAUAUAAAGCAUAAAGCCCAAAUGGUGGGCUGGAACAGACAUGUUAGGGAGGCACACGGGUUGGCUAGGUCUAAGUAUCAGAUUUGGCUUUGGCAUAAUCAGCCUUUGACAGGUCCUAUAUUUAAUGAUAUGCGUGCUACACGUAAGAUAUUUAAGAGCAAACUAAAGUGGUGCCAAAAGCACCAAGAACAAAUUAAGCUGGAUAUUAUUGCUGAACAUCGUAAAAAUAAAAAUUUCAAAAAGUUUUGGAAAUCUACAAAUAAACUUGAUAUUAGACCCAGUCUUCCCGUGACUGUGGGUGAUGCCAACGAGCCUAGUACUAUCGCCGAUAUGUUUGUCCGGCACUUCCAAGUCCAGUCACCACUUGGUUUGUCUAGCAAGGUGGUUGAUAAUGGGACCUGUUGUGACUCUGAUCAAAUUCGUUUUUCAGCUAAACAGGUAGAUGAUGUCAUUAAAAAAAUGACUCGGGGAAAGUCCCCUGGUCAUGAUGGGCUCUCCAUAGAACACUUGCAGCAUGCUGGCCUUCACCUCAAUAGAGUAUUGGCUAUGUUUUUCUCCUUGUGUUUUGGUCAUUCUUACCUGCCCGACAGCCUCAUUAAAACUAUUGUGGUACCAGUCAUUAAAAAUAAAACUGGGGAUGUAACUGACAAAAAUAAUUACCGGCCCAUUUCGUUAGCAACAAUUAUUGCAAAGGUAUUGGAUAGUUUGAUGGAUAUUGAAUUGGAAAGCUACUUGAACUUACAUGAUGCCCAGUUUGGUUUUCGUUCUAAUCUGUCCACUGAGAGUGCUAUCCUGGUACUGAAGAAUACUGCACACUAUUAUACACAGCGACAUACACCUAUCUAUGCUUGUUUUCUAGACUUCUCACGAGCAUUUGACCUUGUGUCUUAUGACAUUCUCUGGGAGAAGCUCAGGGAAAGAAAUAUCCCUGCGGAGUUGUUGGGUAUUUUUCAGUAUUGGUAUCAGAACCAAUCUAACAAUGUCAGAUGGGCCAACCAGCUAUCUGUGUCCUAUGGUCUGAAUUGUGGGGUCAGGCAGGGGGGAAUCACCUCACCCAAGUUGUUCAACCUCUAUAUUAAUGACCUGAUAGUUGGACUCAGCAACAGACAUAUCGGUUGCAGAAUUGAUGAUAUCAGUAUUAACAAUAUCAGCUAUGCUGAUGAUAUGGUUUUGCUUAGUCCAACUGUCAGGGCGCUACGGGAACUGCUUGGUUUAUGUGAGCAAUAUGCACGGCAGCACGGUUUGCUAUAUAAUAUUAAUAAAAGCGAGUUUAUGGUCUUUAAGGCGGCCGGCGGUAGGUGCCCAGUCUCUGUGCCUGAUAUCAAGUUGAACGGACAAUGCCUAAAACGGGUGUACUCGUUUAAGUACUUAGGGCAUAUUGUCGACGACCGUCUUAGGGAUCAAGCCGACAUUGAAAGGGAGCGCAGGGCGCUGGCGGUCCGGUGUAAUAUGUUGGCACGUAGGUUUGCACGAUGUAGCCAGCAGGUUAAAGCGUCAUUGUUUAAAGCUUACUGUCAGGUGUUUUACACGUGCAGCCUAUGGGCUAACUAUACGCAGCGGGCCAUUAGUGACCUGCGAGUCCAAUACAAUAAUGGCUUUAGGAUGAUGUUUGGGCUGUCUCGCAGGUGUAGUGCAUCAGAUAUGUUUGCUCAGGCGCAUACUGAUGAUUUCUUUGCAAUCAUGAGAAAAAGAGCUGCCUCUAUGCUCAAGAGAGUUCGCAGCAGUACAAACACCAUCCUGAAAACCAUUUCCAACCGGUAUGACUCGCCCUUGCUGAUGUCAUGGGUAAAACUGUGCAUCACAGGACGCCAAAUUGUGGCAAAAUAAAAAUUUGUUUAUUUUGUAUUUAUUACUAACAUAGCAAGUAAGUAUAAAUUGUUACUAAUAUUUAUGGACUGUUUUGAUGGUCUGAAAUAAAGAUGAUUAUUAUUAUUAUAUUA
Molecule: messenger RNA, 4335 nt
Organism: Plodia interpunctella (Indianmeal moth)
Lineage: Eukaryota; Metazoa; Arthropoda; Insecta; Lepidoptera; Pyralidae
Exons: 1
Coding region: 1400-4222 (940 amino acids)
Molecular function (GO): catalytic activity
Source: RefSeq, a predicted model, not a curated record